AUGCAGGGUUGCAUGAACAGAAAUGACAAUGAACGACAAGCUUUUGCUGAGAACAUUGCCAGGAAGUUUCAAGCUAAGGAAGAUGUUUUAGGCAAUGCUGAAAGUGCUCAUCCUCGACCAACUCAAGGUGAGUCAGGCAGGAGGAAUUAUGGUGUGUCAACCGGGACCAAAUCCAGACAGGCCCCAAAUUCUGAUGACAAUCCCAGGCCAACCAAGAGAGGUGGUGGUCGAAGUGGUUCUGAGCGUGGUGGUAGAAGUGGUGGCGGUCGGAGUAGGCUGUCCAAUGUUGAUCAAGGUGGACGUUGCAGUGUUGCUGAGCGUGGAGGAAGAUCGAAUGCAGGAUGUCGUGGUGGUCGCGGCUAUCCUCAUUUUAUGAACAUGCUUUCCGGGCAAGAGAUGAGUCCAAUCGAUCCUCGAAUGAAAAGGGAAGAACAAUGA
Molecule: messenger RNA, 438 nt
Organism: Impatiens glandulifera
Lineage: Eukaryota; Viridiplantae; Streptophyta; Magnoliopsida; Ericales; Balsaminaceae
Product: protein nemuri-like
Exons: 1
Coding region: 1-438 (145 amino acids)
Source: RefSeq, a predicted model, not a curated record